Molecule: messenger RNA, 1949 nt
Organism: Panonychus citri (citrus red mite)
Lineage: Eukaryota; Metazoa; Arthropoda; Arachnida; Trombidiformes; Tetranychidae
Product: BRCA1-associated protein-like
Exons: 1
Coding region: 110-1564 (484 amino acids)
Biological process (GO): protein ubiquitination; Ras protein signal transduction
Cellular component (GO): cytoplasm
Molecular function (GO): nucleic acid binding; zinc ion binding; ubiquitin protein ligase activity
Source: RefSeq, a predicted model, not a curated record
UCUUUGUUUUUGUUUACCUUUUUUCUUGUUGUUGUCAUUUCUUUAAUUGAUUGUUGUUGGAAUUGAGUAAUUGUUUCAUUGGUUCGAGUUGUGAUUCCAUUUUUGUGACAUGGCCUCUGCUACCCCACCACCUCCACCUCCACAGGUCCCACAACAACCAGCGCAACCACCUGGUCCACUUCAAGCAGCGUCGUUGAAACAAAUUCACUUUUUCAGUGGAAAUCAUAAUGUGGAAACAAUUAAGGGAAUUCUUCACAUUUAUAAAGAGAAUGAGAAAACUCCACUUGGUUUAGAAGAUGAAAGUAAAGACAUUGUUUGUAUCCACUCGAUACCAACUUCGAUGACCAUUCAUGAUCUGCUCCAAUUCACUGGUCCUGUGAACAAUAACAUUGAACACAUUCAAAUUGUUCGUAACUCGAAGCCCAAUCAAUUCAUGGCUUUGAUCAAAUUCUCGGAUGAAAAGAGUUCAGAUGAGUUUUACAAGAAUUUCAAUGGAGUUCAGUUUAAUUCAAUUGAACCGGAAAUUUGUCAUCUCGCUUAUGUGGCUAAAGUUGAGACAUUCAAAGAAACUUCUGAUGGAUGUUUACCUAUUGUUGGCCACGAAGAACUACCGACCUGUGCAGUUUGUCUCGAAAAAAUGGACGAAUCGGUCGAUGGAGUUUUGACAAUUCUGUGUAAUCACUCCUUCCAUUGUGGGUGUUUAGACAAAUGGGGUGACACAAGUUGCCCAGUUUGUCGUUACUGUCAAACACCAGAAAGUGUUCCUGAAAACAAUUGUUUCGCCUGUAAUUCACAAGAAUCCUUGUGGAUCUGUUUGAUUUGUGGUCACAUCGGAUGUGGUCGGUAUGUCGGAGGUCAUGCCAAGUCUCACUAUCUGGAGACUCAACAUACUUUUGCUCUCGACUUGAGUAUGGAUAAUCUAGUCUGGGAUUAUGCUGGAGAUAAUUAUGUUCACCGAUUAGUUCAAAACAAAUCAGAUGGUAAACCAGUGGCCGUUGAGUACGAAAAUCGAGCCGAGGAUAAGAUUGAUGCGGUCCAGUUGGAAUACACUUACUUGCUGACCAAUCAAUUGGAAGCUCAGAGACAUUUUUUCGAGGAGACGAUUCGCCUUAUUAAGAAAGAAGCCGAAGAAACAAGCAAAGAAUUGAUAGAAGAGAAUAAACUUCUCUUGGAGGAGAAGAAACAUUUCGAAGAUGAGAACCAACGUUUACGCAAAGAAAAACAAUCUCUAGAAAAGAAAGUGACCAAUUUAAGUUCUCGGUUGACGAAAGUUCUUCAUGAUGUUCAAGAGGAAAAAGAAAUGAACAAAUGUCUCUCUCAAAAUCAAGAUCUAUGGUCUCAAAAGUUUCAAUCGACGGAAUCAAAUUUGAAAACUUCCAUCGACAAGAAGGACAAGGAAAUCGAAGACCUUAAAGAACAAGUUAGAGAUCUAAUGUUCUUCGUCGAAGCUCAAAAUAAACUGAAAGAUGUUAAAGAUGUUUCUCAAGAUGAAAUCGAGGAAAGUUCAAUUGUGGUCGGUGCAGCAUCACGAUUGUCGAAAGCACGUCGAGCACGAAAAAGAUGAUCGAACUACGAAAAAAUAUCAUUUAAGUCAUGAUUUGAGCUUCUAAUCCUGUUAAAGUAUUACUAUCAUUUACUAUUUUAAUUUAUCUUGUUAAAUCGAUUUUCAAUUGUUAAUAUAUUCUAAAAACAAAAUCUAAUAUAUUUGAUCUGAGAUCGGAAAUUUAGUUCGAUCAGAAUGAGAAUUUUGUAAAUAUCAAUUAUCAUUAUUAUUGAAUUUCUUUGAUGUAAACAAGUUACUAAUUAUUACAUGGGAUUCAAGGAAAUUACAUGUAAAAUCAAUCCCGAUAAUUUCCAAUUACAAUUACAAUUGUAUAAACUAAAUCAAUUCAAUCGAUCGAGAAAGUGACCCAAAAGUCCAACCAAUAAAUGUCAUUAAAUCACAACAA